UGUAGAAAAAAAGGAAACCGGUGCAAAGAGAGCGCAAGGGAGAGAUAGGGAGACAACACUAACUGGGUAGCUAUGGAGAUAGUAGGUUUUCCUGGUAGCUUUCUUUGACAGGUGUCGAGUGGGAUAAAAUAAAGUAUCAGAACAUCCUCCAAGAUGUACGGCAAGGGUAAAGGAGCUGUGGUCCCCUCCGAUAGCCAAGCAAGAGAAAAGUUAGCAUUAUAUGUGUACGAAUACCUGCUACAUGUGGGAGCACAGAAGUCCGCACAGACCUUCCUGUCUGAGAUUCGAUGGGAGAAGAAUAUUACAUUAGGGGAGCCUCCCGGAUUCCUCCAUUCGUGGUGGUGUGUAUUCUGGGAUUUGUAUUGUGCAGCUCCAGACCGGAGGGAGACCUGCGAGCACUCCAGUGAGGCAAAGGCCUUCCAUGACUAUAGCGCAGCGGCAGCGCCCAGCCCCGUGAUGGGCAACAUGCCCCCGAACGACGCCAUGCCAGGUGGUCCCAUGCCCCCAGGCUUCUUCCAGGGACCACCUGGCUCUCAGCAGUCCCCCCACGCACAGCCCCCCCCACACAACCCCAGCAACCCCAUGAUGGGACCCCAUGGCCAGCCAUUCAUGUCACCACGGUAUCCAGGUGGACCGCGUCCCGCACUCCGAAUGCCAAAUCAGCCUCCGGGGGGAAUCCCUGGAUCUCAGCCUCUCCUGCCAAACAGUUUGGACCCGACAAGACCGCAAGGACAUCCUAACAUGGGUGGACCUAUGAGAAUGAACCCUCCUCGAGGAAUGGCCAUGGGCCCACAGAAUUAUGGAGGUAUGAGGCCUCCUCCCAACUCCAUGGGCGGUCCCAUGCCAGGAAUGAACAUGGGUCCUGGAGGAAGAGGGCCUUGGCCAGGACCUAAUGCCAACUCUAUAGCCUACUCCUCCUCAUCUCCAGGAAACUAUGUGGGUCCUCCGGGCGGAGGAGGUCCACCUGGAACUCCCAUCAUGCCCAGCCCAGGUGAUUCGACUAACUCCAGUGAAAACAUCUAUACAAUGAUGAAUCCCAUCGGACCGGGAGGCAACAGACCCAAUUUCCCUAUGGGACCUGGGCCUGACGGGCCAAUGGGAGCUAUGGGAGCCAUGGAGCCACACCACAUGAACGGAUCACUAGGGUCUGGGGAUAUGGACGGGUUGCCAAAGAGCUCCCCUAAUAACAUGGGGGGCAUGAACAACCCUCCCGGAACGCCGAGAGAUGACGGCGAAAUGGGCGGGAACUUCUUGAACCCAUUCCAAAACGAAAGUUAUUCACCCAACAUGACGAUGAGUGUGUGAUUUUAUUUUUUUUUCUCCUUUUUUUUUUUGUAUUUUCUUUAUUCCCCCCCCC
Molecule: messenger RNA, 1357 nt
Organism: Perca flavescens (yellow perch)
Lineage: Eukaryota; Metazoa; Chordata; Actinopteri; Perciformes; Percidae
Product: single-stranded DNA-binding protein 3
Exons: 18
Coding region: 154-1305 (383 amino acids)
Biological process (GO): positive regulation of transcription by RNA polymerase II
Cellular component (GO): nucleus
Molecular function (GO): protein binding; single-stranded DNA binding
Source: RefSeq, a predicted model, not a curated record